Molecule: messenger RNA, 507 nt
Organism: Fraxinus pennsylvanica
Lineage: Eukaryota; Viridiplantae; Streptophyta; Magnoliopsida; Lamiales; Oleaceae
Source: the annotation of a GenBank genome assembly
AUGCCGCUUCUCCUUCAACAAAGGUUCAGAAAAAAUGGAGCCUGGAUGGAAUUGACCAAGAUUUGGAGAACAAAUUCAAAUAUCAGAGGCUUUGUAGCUGAGAAAGUGAGAGGAGGCUAUUUAGUAGCCAUUGCAGGUUGUCCUGCAUUUGGCGGAGAGGAAGGAGCCAUAGUAAUAGCAGCAUCAGCAGAUCGCCACCCCCUAAGCCUUAACUUAGGGGUCAGUUCUUGCGAUAAAGAGCUUUCUGACGCACAAUUUGGUUACUAUAACAUUUCUGUACAAUUGCAUGAGCCAAUAAUCCUAGAUGGUGCUUUAUGGUUGAAGCAGUUGAUGCAUUUGUCUCGUUCUAAAUAUUGCUAUGGUCAUGUCAAAAGCUUAUCUAAAUUCAUCGGAGAAAAAAUGGCAAUGGAUGCAGAAGGAUCCUGGUAUGAUGACUGCCAUGAAUGGAGGCACACCAAAACCAUCUUGUGGAAGUUGAGUGGUACAGCUGAAAAUGGACGAAAAUAA